Molecule: messenger RNA, 2088 nt
Organism: Drosophila santomea
Lineage: Eukaryota; Metazoa; Arthropoda; Insecta; Diptera; Drosophilidae
Exons: 3
Coding region: 167-1822 (551 amino acids)
Source: RefSeq, a predicted model, not a curated record
UUUAUUCAGAUUGUAGGCAGGGCAGCCAGUAGCAGUUCAUAUAUUGCUUCAUUCAGAGUGAGAUCGGGCUGUGAGCGGCAUUACUUCCAACAUUGUGUAGAAUUCGUAAAAGUUUUGUACAUUUUACCGCACUCGUUGUGAGGCUAGAUUUUUGGUAUUCGGAAUUAUGGGGGACGCCAGUGGCACACUAAAUCAGGACGGAAAGGAGUUGGAUUCCCUGGAAGGGCGUCGCCACCAGGAACCCCUUAAAUGCCAACAUAGGAUGCUCUCCAGGUGGGCGAUGUAUACGAUUCUGGGUCCCACGACGCGGGUUUUUAUAGGAACAGCCGCUUUUUGGUGUACUUCUUCACUUUUGCAAUUUCAUAGCAACUAUUUUGAAUGCCACAUUCGCCCGGUGAAUCGCUUUCGCGAGGGCGCCGACCUCUGUGCCGUGGGCUUUAAAGCUGUUUACGCCUGGAUGCGAAGGCAGGAGCCACUGGAACCAUCGAUGCCGCCGGAGAAGCUGGUGAUGCUCAUUCACACGGCCAUGCAGCUGGAGAUGCCAAAGCUGCUGGCGCUGUGUUAUGGGCUCUUGUGCACUGAGCGCUUUCGGGAGGAGCUCGCCUUUCAGGUUUAUCUGAAGGCAUUGAAAUAUCCGCAGCUUGAAGCGCUGCGCAAAGUGAUGCUUCAGAGGAUCGGCACGGCAUUUGUGGCCGUGAUUGGGGGAUGUGACUUUCCGUGCAUGCCCCUGGAGGAUGUGAUGACCAUGCUGCAGCAGAACUCGCUGGGUGUCAACACCGAGAUGGAGGUGCUGGUGGGCAUUGUCAGGUGGCUGACAGUCAAUGCGCAUGAUAUUGCCAGAGCGACGCCACCGCUGAUGGACUGCCUACGGCUCACUCUAUUGCCACUGGCCAUGCUGCACAAGUUCUGGCACAGAGCCAUGGCUCCAUUGCAGCCCAACGAACCCUUCAUGAACUUCGUUCGUGGCCAUCCGAUGAUGCGGGCGAGGAUCAGCUGUGCGAUUACCGUGGCGCAGUUGCAGCAUUUGUACAGGACUCGUCGCGAGUUUCUCGAGUCCUGUCGCGCGAGGGGUUUCCUCGUCGAUGUGCCCAGGGAGUGGAUAUACGACGAGGAAUGCUCCUAUCAUUUGGCCAGGCCCAGUGCUCCCUAUUCCCACACAAUCCGUGUUCAGAUCGCCAUAGACUACGCACUACGCAGGAAUGAGCGACUUACGGAAUCUGCAGAACGAUGGCGCAGACGUUUUAGGCCAUUUCUGUCGCCUGCCGAUGAUCUGGACACCAUCGAUGAGGUGCCCGAGGACAAGGAUGAGGAGGCCGAAGUGCCAGCAGCACCAGCAGUGCCAGCAGUGCCAGCAGUGCCUGAAUCUGCAAUCCUGCGUGCCCGUGAAGCCAUCGCCCGCGAGCUCCAAGACCUGCGGCAGAUUCUCAACGCACUGAUGGAGCGGGCAAGCAGACGGGCUGAGCUGGGUCACCGACUGGAGCGACGCAUUCGGGAGCUUGAAAGGGAAAACUCGUCGGGUUUCGAGGGCCACGCAAUCCGCAAUGAGACAAGUCGCGAGAAUUCCCAUAAUUUCCAACUGCUGGAAGCUGGCCUCAGCAAUACCUAUUCCGAUUCCGAGUCCGAGUCCGAGGUUCAGGACGCCAGUGAUUCUUAUUAUUUUGAGCAUAUCUGUCGCUUGAGGGCGUUAUUCCUGCCGGAAACCGAAGUUCCUCGCCAGGAAACGCCCGCGGAGGAUGUGCGUCCCAUGGAAAGCUUUGUGCUGAAUGACGAUCUGAUGAUCAACAAGUUAUUGGAGCAACUCGAUGUGGGCGAAAUGAGCUAGGCAUUUCGCAUAUAUAUAUAUAUAUAUAUAUAUAUACAUAUAUUCGCAUAUGACCCCCCUCAAAAUUGCAGUUAACCUACAUAAAUCACACAAAGCGACCAAUUUUCUCAUUGUUUGGAGUUGUAAUCCAUAUGGAAUUGUAAAUUACACUUGAAGCCACCACAAAAUGUUCGAUUCAAAUGCCCCCAAAAUGUAUAUAUUUUAUAAAAAACAACAACCAUCUCAGAGGACAGCUCUAUAAUAUAUUGAUAAUAUUGAUUGGUAAA